Messenger RNA from Pygocentrus nattereri (red-bellied piranha), 3037 nucleotides. Its product is annotated as claudin-23-like. Gene Ontology annotation, cellular component: bicellular tight junction; plasma membrane. Bases 21 to 830 code for a protein of 269 amino acids. The transcript has a single exon. NCBI's taxonomy places the organism in Eukaryota, Metazoa, Chordata, Actinopteri, Characiformes, Serrasalmidae. The record is from RefSeq and is a predicted model, not a curated record. Gene Ontology annotation, molecular function: structural molecule activity. Gene Ontology annotation, biological process: bicellular tight junction assembly; cell adhesion.
GCUCCGCGCUGGGACCGACAAUGCGCACUCCCGGCAUCGUCAUCUUCGGCCUGGUGCUGUCUCCGUGCGGCUGGAUCCUGGACCUGACCAGCACGGUGGCGCCCAACUGGCGCACGCUGACCAGCGUGUCCGGCCAGUCGAGCGACACGGUGAUCAACCAGGGCAUCUGGGACAUCUGCAAGAGCUUCACCACGUCCAGCUCCGUUACGUGCAACCUGCGCAGCACGGACCAGACCUACUUCAGCAACCAGAUCAUCACGGUGGCGCAGGGCAUGAUGGUGGCCUCGCUGAUCGUGACCCUCAUCGGGCUCGCAGUGGUCACUCCUGGAGCGCGCUGCUGGCGGAACCGACCCCCGCGCUGGGCGCUCACGUCUUUCGGGGGCGUGCUGAUCUUCUGCUCGGGUGUGCUGACCAUCAUCCCCAUUGCGUGGUACACGCAUUUGCUGCCCUCGCUCAACACCACCACGACCUUCACGAACCCCAGCAGCCCGGGGAUCACGGUGGGCUACUGCAUCGUGCUGGGCUACAUAGGGGGCAUCAUGGAGGUGCUAGCCGGCGUCGUGCUCUUCGUGGGUGUUUGCAGUUGCUGCGGUGGGAAGAACCGCGGAGAACAGCCUGUAACAAUCCCCGGCCCGACCAGGUACACCGCCAGGCCCAGACCCAGACCCAGACCCGAGCCCUACCCGCGUACCAACGUCCCGACCUCCACGAGCUCCAGCUCCAGCGUGUCUUACCCCAGAGAAGAACUGGACUUCCCCAGAGCCAAGAGCCAGUACAGAGGAACCGUGAACCCGUCCUACAGCGGGAAACCCUACGACGCAGAUUUGUGAAACACGGUGUUUGUUUAGUGCAGAGGUGGGUAAAGGUAGCGAGAGCCCACCCAAGUAGCAGCCAAAGUGAAAUAGUGUCUCAGGACAGAAUGAAGUGAAACCACCCUAAAAGCUAAAUGAAGUAACCGUAUGAAAAUUACUACAGAGAGAAGAUUAAGACUGUAAAAACUACGAGAUUAAUAUAAUGCUGCAUACUCCCUUCAUAAUCUAUAAUACUGACAUAGAAUUCUGUAAUAAACUACAGUGAUCGUCUGUCCGUUUAUAGGUUAUUAAACUGUCUGUAAGGGCUGUAUGUUAUGGAAAUCCUGUAGAAUGUCCUGCAGCAUUACUGAAGAUCUUUUUCAAAAGUAGAUUCCUCACAGACGUUUCCAUACUUAACGGUAUCAAAAGCCAAGAAAUAAAAAGGUGGCACUUUUAUAACACUAACUUCCCAAGAGGAACAACGCUUCAGAGACAGACGCAGAAAUAAAACUCAUGGCCAGGGGUGCCACACCUAUUUAUUUAGAUAAAUAGAAAUAAAGAAAGUAUGUUUUAAAUCAGGUUUUAAAAAGUAUUUUACAAUAUUACAAUAUAUUUGGUAAUACAUACUUCAAAAAUACAAAAUAUGAAUAUCAUCAAUGUCCAAAGAAAAACAAGUAACAGGAGAUGGCUUAACUUUUAGUGUAAGUUAAUGUAAAGAGACUUUAUUCUAAGUAAUUUGGGAGCAUUUUUAUUGGUGCAUUCAGGGUGAAAUUUUCACACAAUGUAAAGGAGAACUGCCAUGUUCAAAUUAUGUAGAAAAAUAAAAAUCAACAAAAAAUGGAUAUGCUUGUUAUUCUUUGGACAGAGAUGAUAUAUUAAGCUACAUAGUUCAAAAAAUGUUUGCUUUCUUACUUGGGAGAAUAGGGUAAACCGUCUGUAGGCUUUAUGAGGGCAGUAUAGCAGUGAUAUUUCUGUCAGUUUACCUAUUAUAACAAACCCAAGCAAACAGGUUGAGAAUGACACACUCCCACCUAUACGGUCUUCUUCUGUAAGAGGACUUUGAGUAAGGUUUGUUACAUCAGUUAAAUAAUGUCUCAGUUCAAAGUAAAGCAGGUAUUGAGCUCCAUAUAGAACUGCAUGUUAGGUGCUGUCCUUCUCUUUUUGGUCUUAAAUAUAGAGCUACGGCUCCAAAGAAAGAGGUGUGAACUGACAGAAACAAAUGAAUCGGAACGUAAAAAAUGUGAAAGAUUACAAUCAGGUAGAAAUACUUGAAUAGAAAAGUUAUCGCCUGGAAAAGGAAAGUACAGACUGUAGUAAGUGGUCCAUGCAACUAAGUGAAUGGAAUUAGUUACUACCCACCUCUGUCUUCCUAAACAUCACCGUUGAACUUCCUCUGAACUUUUAAGCCCUUCAUCUGAAGGUUUCUUAUAACAAUCUUUUAAACUGAAUGACUGUUUACAGCUGCUUGAGCCACAACUCUCCUCCUGCACUGACCGUCUAAUGAGGAGAUUGCAGCAGUGGCCGGCAUGAAGGAUUGAGAUUCAUGCUUUGAAAGAACAUCCGAUUCCAUAGUGUAGCCUAUGCAUAAGAGAACCUGUACUAGCAAAUCAGUUUGAAGUUAUUUAUUUUAAUGUUACCAAAUCCUUUUAUAGUAUACAACAUGACAUAAUAACACAGAUAACAUAUCACUGCUGUUCAAAAGAUCUCAAAAAAUAGAACGAGAAGGCAGAAAUGUUCUUAAAUUUAAAAUGAAUGUGAAGUGACUUUAUUCCUUGUGAUUUUGGAGCACUUUUGUCAGUCCGUUAAUGACGAAAUUGUCAUAUAAGCCAACAGUUAUAAGCUAAUGCAACACAGCUGCUGUGUUCAAAUGAUAUAGACAAGUAAAAAAAAAAGGAUAAAUGGAGCUACAUUCUUUGGAGCAGCAUUGAUAUGAUGGUCUCUUGAUCAGGGAAAGAGUAAUUAUACUGUAUAUAUGGAUCUAUAUCAUUGUGUCUAACUGAGAAGGAACAUCUGGCAGACUUAACUAUAACUGACUCUCAGAGCAGUUGCAUAGUUAGGUUUUCAAAAAAGGGCUAGUCAAAUAUAGGUCACGUGAUGUUUAACUGUCGACUUUAACAAUCCUAUGAUGCUUGAAGCUUUCACUUUGUAAAUACACGUUCUGAAUGAAUUUGAGCCUUGUGGACAAACCUAUUACUCAGGUAUAUUCGUACAUGACGGUGUAAAUAAAUAUUCAUCUUUAAAAUGUG